Messenger RNA from Clupea harengus (Atlantic herring), 4229 nucleotides. It is a transcript of the gene sfswap, whose product is annotated as splicing factor SWAP. Gene Ontology annotation, biological process: RNA processing; mRNA 5'-splice site recognition. Lineage: Eukaryota; Metazoa; Chordata; Actinopteri; Clupeiformes; Clupeidae. The record is from RefSeq and is a predicted model, not a curated record. Gene Ontology annotation, molecular function: RNA binding.
UUACUCAGACAACCAUGUUGGUUUCCUGUGUGCUCUCUGCAGUUUUGAAAUCUAACUGGAGUAGUAAAUUGUGUUGUCUUGGUGGAAAUGAGAAAACUAUAAGUGAGAACGUUUAACUACAGUGAUUUGUCUAAGUUACAUAGUCUAGUAUCUUGAACUUUGGAAUGUAUCGACGCGGAGGCAGUAAGAAGGAUAAGAAUAACAAGCCUGCGAAGGAGGAGAGUGAUAGCAGCAAGUAUGCGGAGCUCCUGGUUUUUGGCUAUGCCUGCAAGCUGUUCCGGGACGAUGAGAGGGCUCACUUCCACGAACAGGACAAACACCUUAUCCCAUGGAUGGGAGACAAGAACAUCAUGAUUGAUAGGUACGAUGGGCGGGGUCACUUGCAUGACCUUUCCGACUAUGAUGCAGAUUCCUGGAACCUUGAUUACCAGCUGUCUGAAGAAGAGGCCAGGAUUGAAGCCCUUUGUGAUGAGGAAAGAUACUUGGCUCUUCACUCCGACCUUCUAGAGGAGGAGGCCAGACAAGAGGAGGAAUACAAGCGCCUGACUGAGUCGUUGGCAGAUGAGGGCACUUACACUGCUGUGGGUUACCGCUACAGUGCAGACUACUAUGACCCCUCUCAACCCACGGAGGAGGAGGAGGCCAACAGGGAGGCUGAAGGGGAACAGGAGGACAGUGAAGAACCCUUCGUAGCCCCCCCUGGCCUCACCAUCCCCCCUGAUAUGGAACUGCCAGCAACCAUAAAGACCCACGCCAUCAUUGAGCGCACUGCCAACUUUGUGUGCAAGCAAGGUGCCCAGUUUGAGAUUGUGCUGAAAGCCAAGCAGUCAAGGAACUCCCAGUUUGACUUCCUGUGCUUCGACCACUACCUGAACCCCUACUACAGGCACAUCCUUCGCGCCAUGAAGGAGAGCCGCUACGUACCCAUCUCUGACAAAAAGCAAGCUAAACAGCAGGACACACAGUCCGACGACUCCGACGAUGACUGUGGCGAUGGCAAUUACCUGCACCCCAGCCUCAUGGCACCCAAGAAGUGCUCACGGCUGGAAGAGCUGAUGAAGCCCCUGAGAGUCAUUGACCCAGAUCACCCACUGGUAGCGUUGGUCCGCAAAGCCCAGCAGGAGAAGAACAGCAUAGCUGCUGCCGCUGCCGCCGCUGUUGCUGCUGCUGCCGCCCCAGUGCCAACUCCAACACCAGCUCCAGCUCCGCCUGAAGAAGAGGUGGCUCAGCCUGUGGUGCCCACACAAGCAGAGUACACCGAUCCUAAUGUUGCUGCAAUGUACUAUGGGUACUGCAUGCUCCCGGAUGGCACGUGCUGUCUGGCGCCGCCUCCUCCUGGGAUCGACGCCAGUGCAUACUACGGCUCUCUGCCCCAUGGCAUGAUGCCACCUCCUCAGGCCUCUGCAUUGCCACCGCCCCCAGGGACGACCCCUCCACCUGAACCGAUGCCCAUCGCCCCCCCCAUCCCUGUCACCAUCUCAGCUCCCAGUCAGAUGUAUCACAUCGCCCCGGCCAUCAGCACUGUGACAAGCACACAGCCCCAAGCGCCGGCCGCACUGCCCACGCCGCCCGCGCCGGUUGCGCCGGUAGCCCCGCUUGCGCCGGUAGCCCUGGUCGCCCCGGUCGCCCUGGUAACAACAGCACCUAAAGUGGCGACUCCUCCCCCCACCAUCAUCCCCCCACCCCCAGACAUACAGCCGGUCAUCGACAAGCUGGCCGAGUACGUGGCCCGCAACGGUGACAAAUUUGAGACCAGCGUCCGCGCCAAGAAAGACCCACGGUUUGAUUUCCUGCAGUCCUGGCACCAGUUCAACACCUAUUACGAGUUCAAGAAGCACUACUUCAUGCAGAGAGAAGGGAGAAGUCUGCCAGAGGAUGGGUCACAGGCGCCGGAGACGGACACUUCAACUAACGGCUCCCCUGACAAUCCCCCUGACGAGGGCAGACUAAUUAAAGCAUCCUUUGCACCCAUCUCCUUCGCCAUCAAGGCCAAGGAGAACGACAUGUUGCCGCUGGAGAAGAACCGGGUGCGCCUGGACGACGACUCGGACGAGGAGCGUGCCGCGGACGAUGCGGCCGAAGGGGGUGCGGCGGGAGGGGGUGCAUCAGCCACCACCGGCGGGAUCGCCGCGGCAACACAGAUGCCCAAGGAUCCUGCCACAGCCCUGCCACCAGAGGAGAAGAAGCCCACGCUCACACUGGAGGAGCUGGAGGCCAAACAAGCCAAGCAGAAGCUGGAGGCGCGUCUGGCAGCAGCAGCUCGGGAGAAGCUGGCUCAGGCCUCCAAGGAGUCCAAGGAGAAGCAGCUGCAGGCUGAGCGCAAGAGGAAAGCCGCUCUCUUCCUGCAGACGCUCCGCGGCCCAGACGCAGACGGCAGACGGCCCGAGGAGCCAGCCGCACUCCCUGAGCCAGAGGUCAUGCCCAUGGCUGCACCUGCCACCCUGCUGUUGAUGUCCAGAGUGCCUGCUCUGCCCACGGAGUACCAGUCCAGUGAGGUGCCCGCACCGAGGACCAGCGAGGCGCCAGCGUCGACCUUCUCCGUACCCGCCGCCGUCUCCUCCUCCUCCUCCGCCUCCCGCGGCCCGGCCAGGCAGCGCGAGAGAGAGAGGGGAAGGGACCGGGACAAAGAGAAGGAGAAGAAGAAGAAGAAGACGCACAAGAGGAGGUCAAGGACGAGGUCGCGCUCCCGCUCCAAGUCCAAGUCCAAAUCCAAAUCCAAACGUGGCUUACCCAGUGCCUACCGCCGGCUCAGGAGGACCAGGUCCAAAUCCAGGUCUCCAGGCAGGAGGGAGCGGAGGACUCGCUCGCCCGAGUGGCGGCGGGAGGAGAGAGAGCGCGAGCGGCACGGCGGCAGCAGCACUUAUCGCCUGGACAACAGCGCCGGCCUGGGCAGGAAACGCUCUCGAUCAAGGUCGCCUCAUGAGAAGAAAAAGGGUAAAAGCUCACGGACUCGGGUGGUGAAGGGCUCCUCUCGUUCUCCCUCGGCCUCCCCGGAUCGUUCGGGGGUUAAGAAGCGCCUGAGCACCCUCUCAGCCAGCCCCUCGCCAACCACCAGCCCCACAUCCAGGGAUGGCUCGCAGGAGAAAGACAAACAAGUUUCGUCAGCCAUCGUCUCCUCCGUCCAGUCCAAAAUCACUCAGGAUCUGAUGGCUAAAGUGCGGGCCAUGCUGGCUGCCUCCAAGAGCAACCCCUCCUGAGGACCCGCACCACUGGAGAUGCCUGCUGUGCAACAGGAGAAGUGUUUGUGAAGGAGGAGAGAGCUUCAGAACAACCGUCCUCUGCCUCACCACCAGAAUAAAGGCAUCGACAACACGCACACACAUGCGCAAACAAACACACACAUACAUGCACACACACUAGUGGCCUUCGGCAGGAGAGUGUGCCCCCUCCCCACACACACACACACACACACACACACAGACACACACACACAGACACACACGCGCACACACACACAGCCUGUCUGCAGGGAGGGCAGCCAAGGCCCCCAGUUUGUUUCAUUUGCUUUAAUGUUUUUAUACCCUCACGUUUCAUCCGUUUGGGGUUUGGUUGUGUUGACUUUCUGAUUUUAGCAUUUGUAGUUUUUUUGUUUUAUUUUCACCACCGGGUUUGUAAGUUCUCAACUCACCUGAGCCCCCAUCCCACUGGGAGGAAAAUGGCCGCAGGUAGGAGCAUAGCAGAUAGGAGAACCUUGCUCUGCAGCCCAGGGAGCUGAGGUCUGUCACUUCAAGAACAGGUGGAAGCAGCGUUCAUCCUACACGGAGACCAUUUCGACUGUCCUUCACCCCCUUUAAAAUCAAACACUACGCCAGGGGAAAUGCAUCCUAACACUAUGCAUGAUGUCUCUCAAAGCAAAGAAAUGGACAGCAAGCAAGAAACUUUUAAGGAAGUUAAAGUCAUUUGUGGAUGUACCUGGUGAGUCUCGCUAAAGAAGUGGAUGGUGGGGGGGGGGAAGCCAAUUUCCUCCAAUCUGAUGACUGCCGUUUCUUGUGUAAUUGGCACUGCAGCCAGGGGCCCUACAUUAAUGUCCUUCUGUGAAGGAUUGUAUCAUUUGGCAUGCUUUCUCUUCCUAUCUCCUUUCAUUUUCUAAGCAGGUCAGGUUUUGUUCUCCCUCCCUCCAUCUAAGUUCUACUGCCAUCUUUUUUUCCUUCUGUUUAUACAGAACUUAUUGCGCAGAUGCUUUCUAUAACAUGAAGUGUUAAUAAAGAUUUGAAUGGUAAAUAAAAAAA